This is a messenger RNA of Nicotiana attenuata, 1830 nucleotides long. RefSeq names its product serine/threonine-protein kinase CDL1-like. The transcript has 5 exons. Gene Ontology annotation, molecular function: protein kinase activity; ATP binding. Bases 259 to 1488 code for a protein of 409 amino acids. Gene Ontology annotation, biological process: protein phosphorylation. NCBI's taxonomy places the organism in Eukaryota, Viridiplantae, Streptophyta, Magnoliopsida, Solanales, Solanaceae. The record is from RefSeq and is a predicted model, not a curated record.
GGAGAAAAAAAAACGUAUAAAAUGGUUAAGCUAUAUGUUCUCUCUCUAAUUUUUCUCUUCUUUCUCUCUUUUUAAGGAAAAAACUGAGAGUUUUGUAACUCUUAUUGAUUAUAAAAUAUAAUUCUUCCAUUCCUCAUUUCCCUGUUGGGUUCUGUUUUUGAGAAAAAGAAGAGAGAAAAAGAAUUAGGUACGUGUAGAAAAGUCAUAUUGAACAGAAUAUAGGCAGUUUCGUGGUUUUAUAGAUAGUUAAAAAAAAUUAUGGGUUGUUUCCCUUGUUCUGGAGAUGGAGAUACAUCAAUCAAGAAACCGGAGAGAAAAAUAAUUCAUGCCAAUAACCAAUACAAAAGGGUUAAUCAUCAGCCUCAGCCUAAACAAGAUACGCUGGUGGCUAGUCAAUUUAAAUUUGUGAAGAAUGAGGAGGCUAAAGAUGCAAACCGAUCUACGUCUAGGAAAGAAGGGGAUUAUAGCAACAACACCCCUCCCACAGAUGGAAAAACUGGUGGUGCUAAGGCGCAGCGGUUUAAAUUUGAUGAAUUGGUAGCUGCAACAGAUAGUUUCAAGGAAGAUUACUUCUUGGGAGAAGGCGGUUUUGGCAAAGUAUAUAAAGGUCAUUUGCUGGAUACCAGUGAGAUUGUCGCUAUCAAACAACUCGAUCCGUAUGGAUGUCAAGGAGUUAGGGAAUUUGUUGUUGAAGUACAGACACUAAGUAAGGCUGACCACCCUAAUCUUGUUAAACUAAUUGGUUGUUGCGCCGAGGGAGAUCAAAGGCUAUUGGUCUAUGAGUACAUGCCUCUUGGUUCGUUGGAGGACCAUUUGUAUGACCCCUGGCCAAAUCAAAAACCACUUGAUUGGAACACUAGAAUGAAGAUAGCUGCAGGUGCUGCAAGAGGCCUGGAAUAUUUACAUGACAAGAUGAAGCCUCCUAUAAUAUAUCGAGAUCUCAAAUGCUCCAAUAUUCUGCUUGACGACGGGUACCAUCCAAAGUUAUCUGAUUUUGGCUUGGCUAAAGUGGGUCCUAGUGGAGACAAAACUCACGUUUCCACCAGAGUGAUGGGCACAUAUGGAUACUGUGCACCAGAUUAUGCUAUGACUGGCCAACUGACUUUCAAAUCUGAUAUCUAUAGCUUUGGAGUUGUUCUUCUGGAGAUAAUCACAGGCAGGAGAGCAAUUGAUUAUACAAAAUCUGUUGCAGAGCAAAAUCUGGUUGCUUGGGCAAGACCAUUAUUCAAAGACAGGAAGAAAUUCUACAAGAUGGCAGAUCCAGCACUUGAAGGUCAUUAUCCAAUUAGGAGCUUAUACCAAGCUCUUGCAAUUGCUGCAAUGUGUGUCCAGGAACAACCUAAUAUGCGUCCUCCCAUUGUUGACAUCGUCACUGCUUUGAACUACCUUGCCUCCCAAAAGUAUGACCCCGAAACCGAGCCUCCUGUCCGAAAGUCCACCAAAAGUCAAUCUUUUCACAAAUCUAAAACAGAUGAAGAAUCCUGGUAAUGGUGAUGGACAUGAUAACAACAGAGCUUGAGGACUAAAACAAGAGAAAAACACACAAAGUUACGUGGUUGUCAUCUUUUUUGUGUCACAUAAAUUACAGGUGCAGAUUUAAAAUCAUAUAAUGGACAUAAUAAAGAUGUCCUAUGGCACAAUCUUCUGUAUAUCCUACAGUCCCCAACUUAUAUGGCACUAUGGUGUAAAUCCAAGUUCCACUUUAUAGUAUAUAUGUAAAAACUCGACGCUUCAAUGAUAUACUAGAAUAACAAUAGUUAUGUCUCAAUCCCAGGUAUUUUGUAUUGUGAGGAUUCAUCAUGAAUAGAAUAGUUUUUAUGAUGGCUGUCA